This is a messenger RNA of Drosophila santomea, 587 nucleotides long. RefSeq names its product transmembrane protein 60. The coding region runs from base 142 to 537 and encodes 131 amino acids. The transcript has 2 exons. NCBI's taxonomy places the organism in Eukaryota, Metazoa, Arthropoda, Insecta, Diptera, Drosophilidae. The record is from RefSeq and is a predicted model, not a curated record.
CAUAUUUACCGCGCUUUUUUUAAAUAUAUUUUUUCUUCGCCGAUAAUAUUUAAAAACUGAAUUGGUUAAUGUCACUAAUGUCACUAAGUGGCGACUGUCAUCGCACUUACACAACACUGGACAAAGUGCAUUCGGUUUACGAUGACACUGGCACACCGAGCGCUCUUCACUUGGUUUAUCGUCCUGGUCUUCCUGAUCCUGCUGUGUCUCCGCCUGGACCCGCGCACCACCUGGAAUUGGUUCGUCACCUUCACGCCACUCUGGUUCUUCGAUGUGAUCAUCAUCAUCUACGUGAUCAUUAAAUUUAUCCGCAAAUGGCGCAACCUAACCUGCCUGACGGAUCUCUUGUUCCUCUACAAAUGGAACAUCGCCGGCGUCCUGCUGACCAUCGCCUCCCAAGUGAUGAUUUGCCUAACGCUGGAGUACCCGCAACAGAUUCCCAUAUACGUGACCGUUGCCCCAGUCAUCCUGCUGCUGAGCACCGCCAUCUUCUAUGUCGGCAGCAGGCUGGGAAAACGAGAGGGCUGGAUUCAGUAGGAUUAAUCAUUUAUUGUAGGAUUAGGUGUACAUAAAAUGGAAACUCAAAA